AUGGCCUCUUUCCCAAAGCUGAUUCAAAACUUCCAGGAAGAGCUCAUUUGCUCCAUCUGCACGGACUACUUCAAAGACCCAAUGUCCAUUGAGUGUGGUCACAGUUUCUGCCAUAGUUGCCUCUUCAGGAGCUGGCAAGAAGCCUCUACCCCUUUCUCCUGCCCAGAGUGCAGGAGUGUCUCCCAGGCAAGGAAUUUCAGAGCCAAUGCGCGUCUUGGGAAACUGGCAGCCAUUGCCAAAACACUGAGACCUCAUUGUUUGCAGAACCCUGGAGGCCAUAGCAAGUGUGAGACACAUCAGAAAGUGCAUAAACUGUUCUGUGAGGAUGACCAGAGCCCAAUCUGUGUGUCCUGUUCUGAGUCCAAGGAGCAUAAGGCUCACACACUCCGUUGCAUAGAUGAGGCUGCUGAGGACUACAGGGAGAAACUCCAGGAAAGUAUAGCAGAUUUGCAGAGAAAAACUAAGGAUGUUGAGCAACAGAUGGCUAAUGAGGAGUUGAAAUUGACACUAUUGGAGCAGGAGAUAAAGACUCAAGAGGAAUCUAUUUCUUCUGAAUUCCAGAAAGUACAAAGGUUCCUGGAUGAGGAGAAAAAUGAGUAUCUAUCAAUUGUGCAGAGGCAAGGAAAGGCCCAUUUGAAAGGCCUGAAGAAGAGAAUAAGGGGAUUGUCCCUUCAAAAUCAAAAAUUAAGGAAGAGGAUCAGGGAGUCCAUGGAAGUGUGCAGGAAACCAGAUGUGGAUUUGCUUCAAUCUCUUCAGGACAUGAAAGCAAUGUUGAAGAGGAAUGAUUCUGUGAUCCGCAAAGAAGUAGAAAUGUUUCACAUAAACACAAUUGUUUGUUCCAUCCCUGGAAUUCUAGAAAUGCUUUUAAAAUUUAAAGUGGACAUCACUCUGGAUUGUGACACAGCCCAUCCAGGUCUCAUCAUCUCUGAAGAUUUGAAGAGCGUGAGAUAUGGAGGUGCCCAGGCAGAAGUACCCAACAACACUCGGAGAUUCAGUGAUUUUGCCCAAGUUCUUGGUACUCAGUCCUUCAUUUCAAGCAGAUAUUACUGGGCAGUAGAGGUACCAGACAACACUGGAUGGUGUGUUGGCAUCUCGAAUGGACCACCUACACCUGAAGUCUUCUUUGUGCUUAUGGCUAUACAGAGUCACAGUGGCUGCCACCUUUAUGCCAUAGGCAAGCAUGACCUUUCUUCUGUACCUCAUGUGAAAUGCUGCCAGAACUGUGUGUCCAACCUAAUGGUGGGCAUUUUCCUUGACUAUGAACAUGGAGAGGUGUCAUUUUAUAAUGUUAGAGAAAGAUCUCUCAUUUUUGCUUUCCCAAUGACUUCCUUCUCACGACCCUUACAGCCUAUCUUCUGUCUUUCUAAGAAAGUCCUGCCAAAUGAUUGUUCUCUCAUGAUCUGUCCCUAA
Molecule: messenger RNA, 1410 nt
Organism: Trichosurus vulpecula (common brushtail)
Lineage: Eukaryota; Metazoa; Chordata; Mammalia; Diprotodontia; Phalangeridae
Product: probable E3 ubiquitin-protein ligase TRIML1
Exons: 6
Coding region: 1-1410 (469 amino acids)
Molecular function (GO): zinc ion binding; protein binding
Source: RefSeq, a predicted model, not a curated record